AUGUUCAUAUUAUCUAUAUUAUCGGAUCUUAUACGAAUUCCACCACAUACAUUCAAUGUGCCGAUUCAAGAAGCAUUGAAGAACGAAAUCCAUCAGAAAUAUUCCAAUAAGGUGCUAGCAAAUGUAGGUUUAGUAUUAUCUUUGUGGGAUAUCAUGGAUAUAAAAGAAGGUUUAUUGAGACCUGGUGAUGGGGCUUCAUACGUGGAGAUAAAAUUUAGGAUGGUAGUUUGGAAACCUUUCAUCGGGGAGAUUGUUGAAGGAACUGUCAAUGAUUGUACAUUAGAAGGAAUAAAGGUAAAGUUGGAAUUCUUCGAUGAUAUCUUCAUCCCUCAAAAAAUGUUAUUUGAAAACUGUGAAUUCAAAGGAGUGGAAAAAGCCUGGGUUUGGAAGCCUGACGAAGAUACUGAGCUUUUCAUAGAUAUCGGAGAGAAGAUUAGAUUCAGAGUAGAAGAGGAAGCGUUUUUCAAUGUAAAGCCCAAGACGAAUAUAAAUAAUGAGGUUGAAAAAAGUUCAACACCUCCAUACGCAAUAGUCGCUUCUUGUCAAACCGAUGGAAUGGGUUGUGUUUCUUGGUGGGACUAG
This is a messenger RNA of Yamadazyma jaroonii, 582 nucleotides long. NCBI's taxonomy places the organism in Eukaryota, Fungi, Ascomycota, Pichiomycetes, Serinales, Debaryomycetaceae. The record is from the annotation of a GenBank genome assembly.